AUGUCCUCCAUUCCUUUCCCAGUCUUAACCCACAAAGAAGAAUGUGCAUUUGAGUUAAAGUCUGAACUGCAGAAAGCCAUGUCUAAGGUUGCCAAUCCUCCGCUUCCAUUAGGGGAAAAAAUUAUACUCUUUGGUCUGUCUGAAAUGUGCACGGAAAAAAAAGACCCAGGUUGGGCACAUGCGAGGAUCAGGGAAAGGAAUUCCAGUGCUGACCAUCGAGUCCGACUGGACCUGGGCCUCUGGGACAAAUUCAGUGAACUGGCCAAGUGCAUUAUUAAGAUCGUGGAGUUUGCUAAACGUCUACCAGGCUUCACCGGCUUGACCAUUGCAGACCAAAUCACCCGGCUGAAGGCAGCCUGUUUGGACAUCCUGAUUCUGAGAAUCUGCACCAGGUACACCCCAGAGCAAGACACCAUGCCGUUUUCGGAUGGCCUGACCCUGAAUCGAACCCAGAUGCACAAUGCAGGGAUCAGACCCCUGACCGACCUCUUAUUCACCUUCGCCAGCCAGCUCCUACAUCUGGAGACAGAUGACACGGAGACAGUCCUUCUCAGUGCCAUCUGCUUGAUCUGUGGAGACCGCCAGGACCGUGAGGAACCAACAAAAGUAGAUAAGCUACAAGAACUAUUGCUGGAAGCACUACAAGUUUAUAUCAGAAAGAGACGAUCCAGCAAGCCUCACAUGUUUCCAAAGAUCCUCAUGAAAACCACAGAUCUCCGCAGCAUCAGUGCUAAAGGUGCAGAAAGUGUAAUUACAUUGAAAACGGAAAUUCCUGGCUCAAUGCCCCCUCUAAUUCAGGAAAUGCUAGAGAAUUCUGAAGGACAUGAACCCUUGACCCCAAGCUCAAGUGGGAACACAGCAGAGCACAUUCCCAGCACCUCGCCCAGCUCCGUGGAGAACUGUGGUGUCAGUCAGUCACUACUGCUGCAAUAA
Messenger RNA from Mesoplodon densirostris (Blainville's beaked whale), 933 nucleotides. RefSeq names its product retinoic acid receptor beta-like. Gene Ontology annotation, molecular function: nuclear glucocorticoid receptor binding; RNA polymerase II cis-regulatory region sequence-specific DNA binding; nuclear receptor activity. The coding region runs from base 1 to 933 and encodes 310 amino acids. Gene Ontology annotation, biological process: cellular response to corticotropin-releasing hormone stimulus; retinoic acid receptor signaling pathway; regulation of transcription by RNA polymerase II. The record is from RefSeq and is a predicted model, not a curated record. Gene Ontology annotation, cellular component: transcription regulator complex; nucleus. Lineage: Eukaryota; Metazoa; Chordata; Mammalia; Artiodactyla; Ziphiidae. The transcript has 2 exons.